Camelus dromedarius (Arabian camel) is the source of this 1109-nucleotide messenger RNA. Its product is annotated as olfactory receptor 52E4-like. The record is from RefSeq and is a predicted model, not a curated record. Gene Ontology annotation, cellular component: plasma membrane. Gene Ontology annotation, molecular function: G protein-coupled receptor activity; olfactory receptor activity. Gene Ontology annotation, biological process: G protein-coupled receptor signaling pathway. NCBI's taxonomy places the organism in Eukaryota, Metazoa, Chordata, Mammalia, Artiodactyla, Camelidae.
AGCAGGAUGUCCUCUGUCAAUGACACUGCCUCAUAUCCUUCUGCCUUCCUUCUGCUGGGUAUACCUGGUCUGGAAGCCUUCCAUAUCUGGAUUGCUUUCCCUUUCUUUCUUGUUGCCUUGAUAGCCCUUAUGGGGAAUGUCACCAUCCUGUUUGUGAUCAAGACUGAGCAGAGUCUUCAUCAACCCAUGUUCUACUUUCUGGCUCUUCUCUCCUUUAUUGAUCUAGGCCUCUCCACAUCUACCAUAACCAAAAUGCUGGCCAUCUUCUGGCUCAACAUUAGAGAAAUAAGCUUUGAAGGCUGCCUCAUCCAAAUGUUCUUUAUUCACACGUACACUGGUAUGGAAUCUGUUGUACUCCUGGCCAUGGCAAUUGACCGCUUUGUUGCCAUCUGUUAUCCACUGAGAUAUACCACCAUUCUCACCAACAAGGUGGUAGCCAUCAUGGCCUCUGUUGUACUGGGGAGGCCAGUCCUCCUUGUCAUGCCUUUCUGUCCUCUUCUUAAAAGAUUGCCCUUCUGUGGACACUACAUUAUUCCUCACACCUACUGUGAGCAUAUGGGAAUUGCCCGUCUUGCCUGUGCUAACAUAAGAGUCAGCAUCAUCUAUGGCUUAUUUACCAUUGCUGCCCUGAUCUUUGACUUGAUCCUUAUUGCCCUCUCCUAUGUUCAGAUCCUACAAGCUGUUUUCCACCUUCCUUCCAAGGAUGCCAGACUCAAAGCCCUUAGCACAUGUGGUUCACAUGUCUGUGUUAUCUUAGCUUUUUACACACCAGCAUUUUUUUCCUUUAUGACCCACCGUUUUGGAAGAAAUAUUCCUCGCUACAUUCAUAUCCUCCUGGCCAAUCUAUAUGUGGUUGUUCCUCCUUGUUUAAAUCCAGUCAUUUAUGGGGUCAGGACAAAGCAAAUUCGGGACCAAGUUGUGAGAAUAUUUGGAAAGAAAGAGUGACUCAAUGUAUUCAGUAGUUGAUAAAUUCUUGUAAGCUAACCUUCAUCUUGUACAUCUCCCAGGGCAUCCAAAAUUGAGAUUACAUAAAGGCCACUAAGGCAUUAUUUUAGCCUUUAUUAGAGUCUCCUAAACUCACACUCAACAGUGCCUUCAUGUAAUCUCCA